AAACAUUUAAACCAAAAAAUAAAUAAAGUACAUUAUUUUCUUAUCACUCAUUCUUUAUUAAAAAAAGUACUCUAAAAAAUAAAAAAAAAUUACGUAUAUUUAUAAAUAAUAAUAAUAAUAAUAAUAAAAAAAGGAUAUUGUUAUUACCAAAUCCCCCAAUUUUCAUCGACGAUAAUGCUCUACUCUGUGUAGCAGCCUUCUGCUAUAUCCCGACGACACUGUCUCUGCUGUCAAAGAUUCUCUCUUUCUUUUCAUUUUCUCUCUCCUCCUUCUUCUUUCUUCUUUCUCUCUCCUCAUUGUUUCUCUGAAAACCCUAAUUAUGUUUCUCUCUCCUCAGAUCUCCCUUUUUUAACUCCCCCCAAAUCUUCAUUUUCCCCCAUUUUCCAAUUUUUUUUAUUACUAAUUUAAUCCCAAAUAAAAUUAAAAUUGAAAAAAAAAUACUUUAAUGGGGUGUGCGAGCUCCAAGCUCGACGACCUCCCGGCGGUAAUACUUUGCCGGGAAAGAGUAGACUUCCUUUCUCAGGCGUUACAUCAACGGUACGCAUUUGCUGAAUCACACGUGGCGUACAUCCACUCCCUUCAAUCUGUCGGCGAUUCUCUUCACCGCUUUUUCGAUUCUUCCGCCGGAAUUCCUCCGCCGUCGCCGGUCCUUGACCUCCCUCCUCAACGGAAACUCGCCGCCGACGAUUUACCCCCAACGUCUGCUGCUCCUGCUAUUGAUUCCGGUCAUCUCUCUCACUCUAAUUCUGGGUCCCACCUUCAUUUUCACACUGAUUCCGAUGAUGACGACGACGAUGAUUCUGGGUCUGGUUCUCUUCACCACCAUCUCCAUGAUUCCCCUCCUCGAAAUUCUAUUUUGAUUGACGGAACUCCGGAAGCUGAUGCCGGCGGCGGCGGAGGGUAUAUUCCGGGAGGUGGAGGGUAUAUUCCGGGAGCUGGUGGGUAUAUUCCGGGAAGUGGGUUUAAUCCGUAUAUGUAUACAAAUGGAGGAAAUGGGUAUAAUAUGCAGAUGAAUUAUAUGAAGAAGCAUGUAACGCCGUCUGUAUCGUAUGAACAGAGGCCGGUAAGUUAUCAGACUGAGACAGUACAGUAUGGUGAUCCGUCUUCUUCUUCUUCAAGUAAUUAUUAUGAUUAUUUUGGUGGUGGAGGUGGUUAUGGUAAUAAUUAUAAUAAUAGUAUUAAUAAUAAUUAUAAUAAUAGUAAUGGUAAUAUUAAUAGUAAUAGUAAUGGGUAUAUGGAUUAUGGUGGUUAUUUUGGGAAUCAGGCCCCACCACAACCACCAAGAGGUGGUGGUGGAUAUGGUGGUUGGAAUGGUGGGCCGCCGCCGCCGAUGGGGCAAACAAAGCAGGCUCCACCACCACCUCCGCCACCGCCGCCUGCGACGUCGGCUUGGGAUUUUAUGAAUUUGUUUGAGAGUAUUGAUAAUCAUUAUACAUCUUAUACCCCUAGUAGGGAUUCUAGGGAGGUGAGGGAAGAAGAGGGUAUUCCUGAUUUGGAGGAUGAGGAUAAUCAGCAUGAGGUUGUGAAGGAAGUUCAUGGGCAUCAGAAAUUUGUUGAUGAUAGUAAUAAUGCUGGGGGUAGUGGUAGUGUGAGUGGUGGUGGUGGGGUGGGUGAGGGGAAGGGUGAUUCGAAACGAGCUGAGGUUGAGGAGGUUGUUGGGGUGAGUGAGGGUGAUGGUGGUUUGUAUAGAGCAAGGCCUAGCGCGUCGUCGCCUGAGAGUACCCCGGUGGAGUAUGAGGUUCAUAUGGUGGAAAAGAAGGUGGUUGGUGAGGAGGGGAAGUCAGAACAGCAAGGUAAAGGCGGUGGAAGGCCAGGAUUUAAGAAUGUUUUUGAAGUUGUGAGGGAAAUUCAGGUGCAAUUUGAGAGGGCUGCCACUUCUGGGGGUGAGAUUGCUAAGGUGCUGGAGGUUGGUAAACUCCGGUAUCAAAGAAAGAAUGCAGCUUACCAAGUUUCUACAAAGAUGCUGAAUGUGAUUACUCCAUCAUUACCCUCUUCAUCGAAAGACGAGGCUUCUCUAGACCUUGAUGAAGCUGUGCAAUUACGAUCAGCUAAUCUUUCAGCUACCUUGCAAAAAUUGUAUCUUUGGGAGAAGAAACUCUUUGACGAAGUCAAGGCUGAAGAAAAAAUGAGGGUUUCACAUGAUAGAAAAUUGGCAAAAUUAAACCAUUUGGUCGAAAAAGGUGCUGAACCCACCAAGAUAGAAUCAACAAGAAGCGUGGUGAGGAGUCUGUCCACAAAGAUAAGAAUUGCAAUUCAAAUCGUUGACAGGAUCUCAGUAAAAAUAAAUAAGCUCAGAGAUGAAGAGUUGUGGCCUCAGUUGAAUGAGUUAAUUCUAGGCCUGAGUAGAAUGUGGAAAGCCAUGCUUGAAUGCCAUCAUAGUCAGUGCGAGGUGAUUGACGGGGCAAGGGGUCUAGAUGCAAUUGCAUUUCCUAGCAAUCCCACCGACACGCAUCUGGAAGCUUCCUUGCAGCUUGAACAUGACCUUCUAAAUUGGACAUACCGGUUCACUGAAUGGAUUGGUGCGCAAAAGGGUUAUGUCAGAGCCUUAAAUCUUUGGCUUCUAAAAUGUAUUUUGAAUGAACCCGAAGAAACAGCUGAUGGAAUAGCUCCUUUCUCACCUGGAAGGGCAGGGGCACCUCCAAUCUUUGUUAUAUGCAACCAGUGGGAUCAAUCAUUGGAAAGAAUAUCAGAGACAUCUGAGAAAAAUUUGAUUGAUUCAAUGCGUGUGUUUGCCAUGAUAGUUUUACACUUCAGAGAACGGGACAAAGGUGAACUACGGCAGAGAAUGACAGCAAAUAGAGAUAUGGAGAGGAAAGUUAAGAACUUGGAGAAAGAAGAUAUAAAAAUGCAAAAGAAGAUGGUUCUAGCUUCUGGGGACUCUGAUGGUCUCUCCUUAUCUGGCAAUGUUGUUUAUCAGAGUGAUACCAGCAGCAAGACUAGUUUACAGGCUGGUCUACGACAUGUAUUUGAAGCCUUGGAUAGGUUUACAACAGAUUCCGUGAAAGUUUACGAGGAGCUCCUUCAACGCACUGGAGAGGUGUUACGAGAACAUGGAAAUGUUUCAUAGUUGACAUUGCAGUAGAAUCGCGUUGAUCUAAAAUUCUCAAUACUUGCUUGUUGAAUCUGCAGUAUGCUGUUCCUCGGUGUCUUGUGCAGCAACACCCUGAAAUUAAAGCAAGAGCUUUGGCUUUGGUGAGGAGUUGGAUAGCCAUUGCCUAAGCAGGUAAAUCGUAAUUAUUUGAAUUUUGUAAUGAUAGGAGCUAUAGUUUAGGACUUUCUGGGUUGGGGGGACGCAAGUCUUGUCUUUGUAAGUGCCCAGAAUUUAGAGAUGUACCGUGUAUAGAAAAUCUUAGGGAUCAGGUGUAAGAGUUAUUUAGUUGUACAGAAUCUUGGAGACUGACAUUGAGGCCUAUUUAUUACAUACACCGAUAGGAAGUUCUUCUGGAACUAGUGAUUGAAAUUUGUUGUUGUUAUUCAUAAUAAAGCGGUUUUGGUUCCCUUGAAUUGAUUAUUAUUAUGCAGCUUGUGUUCAUUUUUUGUAGCCAUUCUAGUUUUACCAGCAUUUGGACAACCUGCAAGAAAUUGGAACUCUUUAAAGACUUCAAAAAAAAUGGGAGAAACUGGUGUCUUUGUGCAUGUUAUGGCAGUCAACUAGACAUACACUCACGCAUACGGCAUACCAAUCAUUAUUAAGUGAUGAUUUUGGUCAAUGUAUUAUCCCGUUUCACCCUUUUCAUUAAUUUUCCAACAACAAAUUCACAUCCAUAAUUCCCCAAAUUCUCAUUCCCACAUGCCAAGCCAAGCGCCCUAACAAUGAGUCAAAAAAAAAAAAAAA
This is a messenger RNA of Chenopodium quinoa (quinoa), 3835 nucleotides long. RefSeq lists its product as uncharacterized. Lineage: Eukaryota; Viridiplantae; Streptophyta; Magnoliopsida; Caryophyllales; Amaranthaceae. The transcript is spliced from 4 exons. The coding region runs from base 446 to 3067 and encodes 873 amino acids. The record is from RefSeq and is a predicted model, not a curated record.